AUGAAUACGGAAAACAGAGACAACAUCCGACAAACCUGGGGAGGAUGGAAAGUUGACCAUCGCGUCCUGUUUCUCUUAGGUACGGUUGAAUCGCAGGAUUUGCAGAGGAAAAUCCAGUCGGAAAGCGACUUCUUUCAAGACAUUGUUCAAGGCAAUUUCGUGGACACUUACAGAAAUCUUUCCUACAAACACGUCAUGGCAAUGAAAUGGGCCACAGAAUUCUGCCCAGAAACUCAAUUCAUCUUCAAAUCCGACGAUGAUAUCUUCGUUAACACUCCUUUCAUCCUGCAUUUCGUAAACAGGCUUACUAAUAUGAACAGUACGAGAGAUUUCAUUUUCUGUGUUUUGAAUAGGGGGCCUCCAGUUAUGAGGGAUGAGAAAGAGAAGUGGUAUAUUUCCCCUGAAGAGUAUCCGAAUGCGACUUACCCUGUCUACUGUCCAGGAUUUGCACUUCUUCUGACGACUGACGUGGCUCAGAAACUCCACAAGGCGGCAGAAACCACGCCCUUCUUUUGGGUGGAAGAUGCCUAUGUGUUGGGGAUUUUGCGCGAGAAAAUCAAUGUGAGAAUAACAGCAGUGAAUGAUCUUUUGCUUAGGUCAAAAGCAAUUGAAGAAAUUUUCGUUGAGAAAACAAGAAACGCCACAGAUUGCCUCAAAAAUAUGUUUAGUGUUCAAAUGUCUAGCGAUCAUAUAAAAGACGUCUGGCAUGUUGUGAAGGAAUACCAGGAUAACGGAUACUACACUAAUAUCACCGAGAGUGAAUUUGCAGCUCCUGAUCGACGCUUCCUGAUCGAUCUCAGAGACUUUGACUACGUCAAUAACCAAAAGUCCUGCAGACAAUUAAGGACACAACCAAAGUUUAUCGUCCUGAUUCACAGCGCGCCACGAAAUCGGGAAAACAGAGACAACAUCCGGCAAAGCUGGGGCGGAUGGAGAAUCGACCAUCGCGUCUUGUUUCUCUUGGGAACCGUCGAAUCGCAGGAUUUGCAGAGAGAAAUCCAGACGGAAAGCGACUUCUUCCAAGACAUUGUUCAGGGCAAUUUUGUGGACAGUUACAGAAAUCUUUCCUACAAACACAUCAUGGCAAUGAAAUGGGCCACAGAAUUCUGCCCAGAAACCAAAUUCAUCUUCAAAUCAGACGACGAUAUUUUUGUUAAUACAGCUCUUAUUUCUCAGUUCAUUCAAAGAGUUGGUCAUUUGGAUAAUUUCAUCAUUUGUGCUCUUAGUUGGAAGCCAAAAGUCGUUCGAGAUAAAGACUGUAAAUGGUACGUUUCUCCUGAAGAAUAUCCGAAUGCGACUUAUCCUGUCUACUGUCCAGGAUGUGGAGUUCUCUUAACAAGCGACGUGGCUCAGAAGCUCCACAAAGCGGCUGAAAGAACGCCCUUCUUUUGGGUGGAUGAUGCCUAUGUGUUGGGGAUUCUGCGCGAGAAAAUCAAUGUUAAAAUAACAGCAGUGAACAAUCUUUUACUCAAGUCUAGGAUAACUGAUAACAUAUUCUAUGAUAAAACAAGAAACAUCACAGAUUCUCUCAACACUAUGUUCAGUUUUGAAUUGAAGAACGAUCAGAUAAAAGAACUCUGGCAAGUUGUGAAGAAAUACCAGGAAAACGGAUACUAUGCUGUCAAUAGUGUUAAGACAACGAAUUUGAUUCGCCCAAUAAAUUAA
Phlebotomus argentipes is the source of this 1665-nucleotide messenger RNA. RefSeq lists its product as uncharacterized. The record is from RefSeq and is a predicted model, not a curated record. The coding region runs from base 1 to 1665 and encodes 554 amino acids. The transcript has 2 exons. NCBI's taxonomy places the organism in Eukaryota, Metazoa, Arthropoda, Insecta, Diptera, Psychodidae. Gene Ontology annotation, molecular function: hexosyltransferase activity. Gene Ontology annotation, cellular component: membrane.